CGGGCGAAUUCGAAUGGACACCGGCAGCGGGCGGAAGGCGAUGGCGCCAUGCAAGCACAAACGCGCGCUGGGCUGGCGGAUCGACAUCGUAGAGUACAUGCAGCGGUCGUAGCGCUACUCUAGGAGCAGAGCAGAGCAGAGGAGUAGACGGCGCGCUCGGCCCCGAGGGCCCGCGGCGACGAGCGGACGGACGCCCUCUAAGCUCAGAAUGAGCGAGCGCAGCGUCGUGGAAGCCAAGACUCCGAUCGCCUUCGUACUUUGUGCGCCUGUGUGUCCGACGAGGAUGAAGAGAGGACUGGGGGAGAGGAAUGUUGUCGUAGGAGUGUCGUGCUUCGGUCGAUGAUGUUGUCGUCGUCGUCGUUGUCCUCGCUGAUGCUGCUGCUGCCAAGUGAUAGCGGAGGAGGAGGAGGAGGAGGGUGGGGUGGAGGUGGAGACCCGCGGGCGGGAGAGCGUUCGGUGCCGCUGACAUGCAGGAGAAGGAGAGGAGGAGUCGCAAGGGCGGGCCAGUGGAUCAGCGAGACGUGGUCGAGGAUGAAGACGGGGCCGUGAGCUUCGAGCGACGCCGAGGGCGAGAGAGCGGGACUUAGAUAGAUUGCUCGACGCUCGAUAGCGACUCGGACGACCGCGGGUCGAGGCCUUGGACGCCCGGUCGGAGAGCAGCCAGGGCACGAGCUUCGUAGCCAUCGAGGGAGCGGUGCUCGAAGGAGACGGUGUUUAUUUUCCUCGUGUGGCAUAGUGCUCUCUUGUAAAUGAAAUGACAACCGGUGGUGGUGGAGGAGGAGGAGGAGGAGGAGGAGGGCUUGGGGAAAUUUUAGGGGCAGAAAGUAGGAGUAGAAUAAGGUGGCCGAGGUGAAAGGAGAAAUAGCGGGGAAAGGGAGGCAUGACAGGGCUGCAUUCGCUGUCCGAUGGAUUGCAUACAUCCGAUGGAAAGAAGCCAGAUGAUGAUAUAGUCAUGGAAGAACGCGAGGGGCCACGACACGGCCGAGUGUACAAAAAGUCUAACUGGACAUUGACGGAGCUCCAGGUGCUUCAGACCGCCAAACGUGAGGACCAAGAGAAGCAACUGAAGGCUGACCCCAAGGAAAAGCACAAGUCUGCUGCGGAGCGAUGGCAGUGGAUAGAAGACUAUUGCUGGGAUCAGCGCGUCGAGCGAAGCGCACAGCAGUGUAGGGAUAGAUGGGAAAGGAUGUCUGCGGACUUCAAGAAGGUGGGAGAUUUUGAAAAACAGGUUCCCAGGGGCGGCACUUCUUACUGGCAGAUGACCAUAGAUGACCGGAAAACCAAGAAAUUACCCUCCAAUUUUCAGCAAGAAAUCUUUCAUGCUUUGGGGGAAUGGUUUGUCCGGAGUCGUGCUGUAGAUCCGAACGACAUCGUGAUCGACACGUCAGUGCCUUCUCCUUUGCAGGUAAAUAAUGCCUGCGUCAAUUUAGUUAGUAACGGAGACAAUUCAUCCUCAGAGGAGGGCGAAAGCGAUCCUCAAGAUGGACCGACUACGUGCAAGAAACGGAAGCUGCCUCCAGGGGUAAAUGCGGAAGGAAUAGCAGCCAUAAUUGAGAGGGCGAAUAUGGCUACUCAGAGGACCAUGCUGGAAUGUGAGGACAGGAAGGAUCGGCGCCACAAGGAAACGCUGGAGGCGAACGAGCGGAUCGCUUCCGGUUACAUUUCAGCGCUGGUAAGCAUAGCAGACGCCCUUCGUCAAUUUGCGACAAAUAGGGACGACAGAGAGUAAGAGAGAUGUGUAGUUCUUCUUGGAGCAGCAUGAACAUGCACUCACUCACUUUCAAGCAU
Marchantia polymorpha subsp. ruderalis is the source of this 1788-nucleotide messenger RNA. The record is from the annotation of a GenBank genome assembly. NCBI's taxonomy places the organism in Eukaryota, Viridiplantae, Streptophyta, Marchantiopsida, Marchantiales, Marchantiaceae.